Molecule: messenger RNA, 5433 nt
Organism: Protopterus annectens (West African lungfish)
Lineage: Eukaryota; Metazoa; Chordata; Ceratodontiformes; Protopteridae
Gene: TSPAN10
Product: tetraspanin 10
Exons: 3
Coding region: 128-1249 (373 amino acids)
Cellular component (GO): membrane
Source: RefSeq, a predicted model, not a curated record
GAGGGGUACAGUUAGAGAGAUGCCUCAGUGGUGCCUUAGUGCUAUAAAGCAACAGAAGAACAAAGCCUGGGAAAUGCUAUUUUCCUUCCUUGGUUUUCAGUCAUAACUACAGAAGCAAAGUACAAGAAUGGACAGAUUUCUGAAAUGGAUUUGUGGUGUUUCGGCUAUUAAACAGAAGAAAGGAAUGGAUGAGCGUAGCCCUUUGCUUAAUAAGGAUAAGGGAAUCCAAAGAAAUGAUGAGAACUCAUGCGUCUGCAGAAGUCAUGAAGAAGAUAAAGACAGCCUUUUGGCUGGGGAUACUGAAAGGAUGAUAAAAAUAAAUGCUCAGAUCUGCUAUUGUCAUGGCCAGGAAUAUGCUGAGAAGGACCACGCGGGAUCGUACUUUGCAGACAACCACGAUGAUGGGUUGGAGACUGAGGAUCUGGAAGGAAAACAUCACUUUCUACAGCUGCAAGAGUAUCACACGCAUGUCACUGACGUGACUAGCUGUUGUGUCAAGUACUUGUUGUUUGUCUUCAAUUUCAUUUUCACUGUUCUGGGCCUUGGAGUCUUAGCCAUUGGACUCUGGGGUCUAAUAGUUAAGAAAUCACUGGUAGCAGAGCAUAUCAGCCACAUAAGCACUGACCCAAUGUUGUUUCUGAUGUUGCUGGGCUUAAUUGUGACUGUUUUGUCCUUGUCAGGUUGCGUGGGUGCUCUCCGGGAGAACACCUGUCUUCUCAUAUUCUUUACAGUAGGGAUUGCAACAUUUGUCAUCUUGGAAGCCAUUGUAGGCAUACUUUUAUAUAUUUUGCGGGAUGAGAUAAGGAACUCUCUGCAGAAUGGCAUGCUGACAGCAAUAAGAAGGUACCAGGAUGAUGCUGACUUGCAGUUCAUAAUAGAUGAGAUACAAAAAGGCUUGCACUGCUGCGGAGUGGAGUCGUAUCAUGACUGGGAAAUGAACAUGUAUUUUAAUUGCAGUUCUCCAGGGAUAUAUGCCUGCGGUGUUCCUGCUUCUUGUUGCAUUGAUCCUCAAGAAAAUGGUACUGUUACAAAUUCUCAGUGUGGCUUUAGAGCUCUUCAGAUGGAUGAUAUUUUAGCUCAGGAUAUUGUCUACGUCAGUGGCUGCAUAUUCCAGAUAAGCGGCUGGAUCAGUACCAAUAUGAACUUCUUUAGCAUCAUUUGUGUCAUUGUGGUCAUUGUAGAGGUGAUCGGUAUUCUGUUUGCAACAAGACUAUUGGAUGACAUUAAACUACAGUUUGCUCACUGUUAGAAUAAGCUGUAAUACAGUUUUCUUUGCAUAUAUUUAACACAGAAGAUGUCACCACCUCACAAUGUUAUUGCUUUUCACAAUUAUAUGCUGAAUUUUCUCUUCUGAAAACAUGUAUGUUCUUAUAACAGUCCAUUUCAUUUUAAAUCUUACUGGUAUGUCUUUCUCAUGUGGAAACAAUGUGUUGGCCAUUUGCCCAGGAAACCCAAAUGUAUGUUAUGGUGAUAGUAACAUGGACAUGGUAUUUUUUAGGGGAGGAAUAAUGAUGUUACUUUAGUGGAUAACUAAGAAAGCAAUAUUAAUGACAAAAAUGAUGGUCUUAACUGAAUUAUUAAUGUGUACAAGGAGAAAAACAUAAGGGGUAUUAUGGUAAUUAUGUACAGGACUUUUACUCCACAUCCUUUGAGACAAAAAUGCUUUUAUUUCUUCUUCUUCUAGACUUUUUGUUCUGUGUAAUAGACUGCAGUAUUUAUUUAGGUAGCAGUAUAACAGAUCUACUUUUGACUAAAUUAAGAUGUGAUUUAUCAACAACAUCAUAGGUUAGACAAUGUCAGGCUACAUUCUAAAAGAGAAUGCAUAUUUUGUAGAACUGUAUGUUUUAUAUGACAAUGGAAUUACAAUUUUAGAGAAAAUAUAUAUUUAAAUCAGCAAUCAGGUACAAUAUGUUAAACUGAGCAAUUAAAGCCAUUUAGCUCUCUGAAAUCUACUUAUCAAAAUCUGGAUGCCACACGUCAGUUUGUAAGACCUUUAGAAACAUUAAUUUUACCCACUUUUACUAAAUACUAUUUACAGUGAAAUGUUAAUGAUUUCAAUUUUUUGUAGCUAACUACUAUAAAGUCAAAAAGAAAAGGAAGAGCUACAAACCACACUACUGUUUAAUAAAGUGUUUUUUCAUAGCAUCCAUGUUCACCAGCAUAUCACUCAACAUCCAAGGCCAUGUGUGUUUCUCACUAACAAUAGCCAUGGGAUAUGGACGUACAUGUGCAAGUGUAGAAACAUUUAUGUGCUGGCUUCAAUAACAUAGGAAUGCACUCAGAGCACACAAACUAGUGACUGAUCAAGAAAACAAAGGGGAGGGGGUCGAGUGGCUAUCAUAGUGGUUAAAACCAAACUCAAAGCAUACAAAGAAAUGAAAAUGAAACAAAGAAACAGAACACUGAUUCAAAAUGGGGUAGCUUGGAAAUUUCUGUAGAAACAAGAUGACUGAUGAAGCCAAAAGAAUAGUUACGAAGAGUAAAAUUUAAAUCAGGACAAAGUAGGAGACAGUCACAAACAAGACUCAAAGCAAAGAAAAAUAGUCAUUUUCAUCCAGAAGAGUAAAUAAAACUAUUCAUGUAUGCUGGUGGAAGGUAACAGAUAUGGAAAAAGGGGAAGAGAAAGGGCAAGUAAAGAGGGUGGCAGAUACAGACGGGAGUAGGUCGACAGUGUGAGGCAGAGGUAACGAACGCUUACAGUCAGUAUUUAUGAAAGUCAUUGGGUUUCUAGGGGUUUCCUAUAAUAAUUAGGUGUCAUUUCAUAAAUAGUGCAGAUUACUAUUCUAAACAGUUGCAUAAUGGCAUGGAGUCUAAGAGAUGGUGAAAACUAAUGCAUUUCUCCUUCACAAAUAAUGAAGAGGUACAGGCAAGAAACUGGAUCCUCUAUGAGAAAUUAAUGCAUAGCCUGCCAACUGCAAACACAGUGAUUUCAACUUAUCGAAAAAGAUAGUCACUGACCCUCUGGGUGACAGCCCCAAUAAUUUUUUUUUUACAAGGGGCAAGCUUCUCUGCAGCCCUCCAAGGUCUUUGUCUACCAAAUUAUCUUAUUUAAAUAUACUAAGUUAAAGGCAAUGCAACUGUGGGAAAAAGAAAAGCACCCCUAUGUUUGCGGAGAUGGAUUUGGGAAGGUUACAGUCAAAAGAACUAUCCCAAUAAAUGUUGAUGGAGAAAACAAGACUCACUUCUAAAAGGAAAACUGAAUUCCUAGUGUGGCCUUACAUAUAACAGGGAUAGAAGAAGAAGAAGAAGAAGGAGGAGGAGGAGGAGGAUGAGAUUGUGCCCAAUAAAUCUGAUAAAGCUCUUUGACUGGACUGUAGCAGUAGCAGUCCAGGACAAGACUGUGGGUGGGGUCUAUUUAAGCUUCAGCAAGUAAUGCAAGAUUAAUAAGUCAUUCAGUCAAUGAACAAGCCCGAGCAUAAUGGGCUGAAUGAAUGCUUAACUUGUCUGAACCAUAUGAAUGAACAAGGUCAUUGGAAUAUGUUCUGAGAUAAGGUUAUUUCUAGACAAGUAUGGUGUUCACUACUGGCUCUAGUCCACUUUAACAUCAUUACAUUAAUCACUAAAGACAGGUUAAAGAAAAAGUGUGAAUUUUUGGUGAAGAUGAAAAGAUACACAACAUGACUGUUGCACAAGUUAAAGAACUGCAUUCUUGAAGAAGUAGUGUGUUCUAAAACUAUGUGACAAUUCAGAAAUAUGUAGGAAGUAUGUAAGACAGUUCUACUGAUUAGAGAUUACAGAAGGAGGGCUUUUCAUUAGCAAAGUCUGAUAGGUUAAGUGCAGGGUUGGGGGGAAGUGGGGUUAGGAAAUCCUAUCAGGCUCAGCCCCCAACUCUGCUUCUCUGCUUCACUGCAGCAGAAAAAUGCACAGCAUUAAAACUUCCUGUCUUAAAUAUCAAUCACUUUAAAUAGAUUAGAAAAUGAUGUUUCACAUAUUUUCAGUUCUAUAGUCAGUCCCUUAAAUGUUGGUGGAGAUUGUCUGAGUUCACUAAUGUUGACAAGUUUCUGAAAUAAGUUAAUUCUGUGAGACCUGUUGAUAUGAUGUCUGAGUUCACUAAUGUUGACAAGUUUCUGAAAUAAAUUAAUUCUGUGAGGCCUGUUGAUACGACAUAUUGUCACCAUGCUGAUUAUAUUAAUAUGCCUCUGGCCCUCAUGGUUAUGAUAGUUGCUAGGUCUCCCUGACUUUGUUAAUUCUGCUUCCUGUGUUCCUCAAAACUGUAAAGUUUAUUUGACCCAAAAACUCACUGUUGUGAAACAAUGAAUGAAUGACAGUAUUUUGUAACAUUAAAAAAUGCAUGUAGUAAGUUUCUUACUUGCAUUUAACACAUUUACUGCACUGUAAUAUGAUAUAUUUAAGGCUGGAUGUUUUUUUUUCUCCGUAUUGCUGAUUGCACCUGACAUGCUCCUUAUAUUCCAUUCUCCUUGAAUAUUUCACUCAAUGGGGUCUGUACUGUAAUAUGACCCUUUGCCAGGUGUGCCCUUUCUCUCCAGGGAAGAAAGUGUCAGCUAUGUGAGCAGGCAUUUACCCUUCACUAGGGAGAGGAGAUAAUAUCAUACUAGUCCUGUCAUACUGUGGUUGACUGAGGUUUUUUGCAUGUAUGCAUUACAAUUCACUUCAUGCUUAGACAGUAUUCAAACAUGAGUGUGUAGUGGACAGCACAAGAGAAGUUAUCCACCUCCAUGGGUGAUAUACCCACCAAGAAGUCCUGCCCACCUUGUAAGCAGAUUCAUCUUUGUAGUUGCUGGAUUCCACUAAGGACUGAUAGAAAGUGUCUCCCAACAUGCACAUCUCCAUUCUUCCCCACAAAGUGACAUUCUGCCACUGGCUGGGAAGCUAAUCAAGCCCAGGGUUGUCUGAUGUGUAGCCAGGGUUACAUCUCUCUACACCGUAGAGCUGAGAUAGUUAUAGUUGAAAGAUGUCAUGAGUUUGAUAGUCUUCUACCAUAUUAUAAAGGGUAGGUAUGUUUAGAACUAAAAUACUUCACUACAGGAAAACUAGACAGUUGCCAAUACAGUGUGAACUAGUUUCUAAAAGGACACACCCACACAUCACAGGCCCUGGUGAUUGAAUCACCAGAAAAGACCACAGACACCAAAACAACUAAUGAUAAGACUAUAAAAAGGUUUAAACAUGUCUAGAGCUAGUAGUGUUUGGCUUUAUUGGCCUGCAUACCUUAAAACAGACCUGCAAAAAUAAAUAAAUAAAUAAAUAAAUAAAAGACCAGAGGCAUUCAGAAGACACAUAGCUGAAACAUUUGUAUGUCCUUAUGGGUUUAUUUGAAUAUUUCCCAUGAGCCUCUUUCAAAUGAGGUUUAAGAUAUUAUAGUGUUUUUUGAUGUUUUGGCCUAUGAGUUUUUAUUUUGACUUUUUUUAGUUGUCGAUUUGUUCGUUAUUUGGAAAUUUUGAAGUCACCCAAAUGUAAUGGACAUAAAGCUUU